This is a messenger RNA of Penicillium manginii, 1053 nucleotides long. RefSeq names its product thioesterase family protein. The annotation marks the transcript as partial. The record is from RefSeq and is a predicted model, not a curated record. NCBI's taxonomy places the organism in Eukaryota, Fungi, Ascomycota, Eurotiomycetes, Eurotiales, Aspergillaceae. The transcript has 3 exons. Gene Ontology annotation, molecular function: fatty acyl-CoA hydrolase activity.
AGUGAGUGCAAGCGGGCCGACGGUAAGCCACGCGGGGUUCUCCCCGAGUCUGACCCAAACUUGGCCCAAGCUUCCGAGGCCGCAUUGCCGUCCACCCGAUGCGCGAUCGCAUUGAUCUGCUUCACAUUCUCCUUGCAAUCGCUUGCCAUGAUACCUCGAUCAGCGCUGAGCAGGCAGCUGCCUUGCCACAUAGUCUCACCGUUUUCACGGCGCUAUUUCUCUGCAACCUCCCCCGACCAACACGCCAGUACUCCGACCUCGGCGAACACUCCUGCACGACCCCAUGGGAUCGAUCCACGAUGGCUCACCAUGAUGAAACGACGAGUCGGGAAAUGCAUGAUGUUUGGUCUCAAACCAGCACAAGUCGAUGAUGCAGGUAAGAUCCUGCAGCAAUUGGCGCGUGACUGGAGGGAAUUGAUCGCUGGUAGCGAGGGAUUCCUGACAGAUGGAAAGCGACGAGGAUUGUAUAGACAUAACGUGGUCUGGGGAGAGAUGGUAAGGAAAUCGACCUUGAGAAAUAUCAGGCAUGUCAACAACGUCAACUACGUCAGAUACGCCGAAUCCGCUCGGGUGAACUGGACCCGUAAUAUUGGAAACAAUAUCGACGAAGCAAAUAAGAAAAAGUGGCUUGCUUUGCUCAGCUCAACCGGCAUUGGACUUAUAUUGCGAAGCAUCAAGGUGGACUACAAGUUUCCUAUGAAGUUUCCAGAUAAGAUAUCUGUCUAUCACAAGCUAGUACAGGAUCCGUCAGCAUCGCUAUCAUCCCAGUCGGCCUUUCAGCUGCAAGUUAUGAUCAUGUCGGAAGCCCGGCAACGUCCUGCUGCUCGUUGUUACGAGGAUAUUGUCACCUAUGACUACCAAAGGAACCGGAAGACGCCUGAGCUACCACCGUUCAUUUUUGAGCAGUUUAAGGAUAUUUGGCAUCUGCAGGAGAAGGCGAAGAAAGAUUGGCAACAGUGUAUUCUAGACAUUGAGACCAAGGUCCGGACACUUGAAGUAGAGAGCUGGGAUCGCGCGGAUGCAGUUGAGGAUACAGGCUCUGCAUCGCAAUAG